CAAGAGUUACCCUGGGUUGAUGUGAUCUGGAGUGGAGAUUUUGUACAGAGUAUUAGAUCCUGUGACAAAUUAAGGCUGUACAUGGCCUGGACCUUUACGAGCAAACUGCGGUCCAAAGGAUCAGCAGAGGGGAUCGUGACUGGUGUAGCAGUUUGCAAGCAGCUGUGGCCAAAGACUGAAGAGUUUGGUUUGGCCAUCCUUUCCUCAGAUUGACAGUUGUAGAACAUAGUAUAUGACUUGAUGGAUUUUCAGCAACAACUGGAUUCAGGUUUUCAAUGAUGUAAUAAAUGUUUGUUCCCUGUCUGUGGAGACAUUAGUGGGAUUUUACGGUAUUCCUUACCUUGAUUAAACGGUGUUGUGGAAGAAAAUUUGGAGACAGUUCGAGAUGUCCGUGAUUGGCAAUAUUGUGGCGAAAAGAGACCAUGGUGGUGUACAUGUGCAGCAGGAUUUUAUUAUUGACGCUGUUGUUGUUUGUCCAGUGUUGGCGGGCUGGAUGCGUGUGAGUUUGGAGCACCUAUAACGGGACCUCAGGAGUGUGUGAGCUUUACGCCAGAAGAUGUGGAUGAUAUCAAGAUUUCCUACAGCCACCCUGAUGAGAAUCACCUUUAUUAUAGAUACCUUCGCUUAUAUAAAGACUACCUCUUGGUAGGAGCAAAAAAUUAUUUAAUCACGCUCAGUAAAGACGACAUUUCUCACACAGUGGGUGAACUGAAGGACACACCCAAAGGAGAGAGGUAUGAGGCCAGCUGUAGAGGAUGGGGAGUUAAAGUGGAUCCUGACUGUCAAAACCAUAUCCACUUCAUCACACGGAAUACCUCAUAUCCAAACUCUGAUAUUGUCUAUGUAUGUGGAACUGGAGGCUAUCGACCUACAGGAUUUUUGUACAAUAUCACCAGUGGCUCCAAGGUGUCAACAUAUCAAUCGUCUGUAGGCAAUGCCAAAGCCAUGUGCCCUUUUGAUCCAUUUGAUAACACCACCGCUGUAUAUUCAAUGCAAGGAAAUCCUGAAAAUCUGCCAGCAUUUUACUCAGCGGCUAAUGCAGACUAUACCAAAUCCAUCCCAACUAUCUUCCGAAGUCGGAUCUUUUAUCAGAAUGGGACAUUAGCCUACGAGUAUCUGACCACAGCCAAGAAGGACCCCAAAUGGCUGAAUGAGCCUCAGUUUGUUGGUUCAUUCGAGAUGGAAGAAGUGGUGUAUUUCUUCUUCCGAGAGGAGGCAUUAGAACACAGUCACAGUUGUGGGAAGAAAGUGUACUCUCGUGUGGCACGAGUCUGUAAGAAUGACAAAGGUGGCCCAAAUGUGGUGAAGAAUCAGUGGACGUCAUAUCAGAAAGCUCGUCUCAACUGCUCAAUACCUGGCAAAGUCCAGUACUACUUUGAUGAAAUACAGGACAUUCAGUGGGACGCCUCAUCCAGGACUUUCUACGCUCUGUUCACAACCAGCAGCUAUGGUGUUACCGGUUCCGCUAUCUGUGUAUACACUCAGGAUGAUAUAGAACAGGCCUUCAGUGGACCUUUCCAGUACACCUCUAAUGGCACCCAGGUCCCCACAGCCUCAGAGCCUAAUCCAAGACCAGGAGAUUGUGCUGGAAUCCCAGAUUCAACACGUGUGAAAAAUGACUUUGUGACUUUUGUCAAAGAGAAGACAUUGAUGUACUAUGCUGUUCAGCACAAAUUUGGAGAACCUAUCUUCAUGAAGCCAAAUGUUAUGCUGCAGAAGCUCCAGACCCAUAUCUUCUCAUCCUACAAUGUCUUCUUUGCGGGUUCAAAUGAAGGGCAGGUGUACCAGAUCUACCAGCCAACAGCUAACCUAUCAGAGACAUUGAUCUCAGCAGUUAUCUCCCCUGUCAGAUCAUCCGGACCAGUCUGGAGUUUGCAGUAUGAUAAAAAUACACUGAUGUUGUAUGUGGGGUAUGACAGCAGUGUAGUCCAGUUUGACAUGAAGAAACUGUGCAAGAAAUACACCAAAGCUGACAGUUGUGUGUUUAACCCUUUCUGUGGCUGGUACAACGGCGAGUGUUUCCAUCAAAACUGUACAUCAUACCAGAUGUCCAUAACAUACUGUAAGCUGGCUCAGCAGCUCCAUAAAGACCCCACCAACCCAAAAAGAGUUUGGGAGACACUGCUACAAAUCUUUGUUGAUGAGAAAUUGCCAGAUCAAAAGCACAUCAAUCUAGGAGGUCUUGUGACUCUGGACAUAAGGAUGCCCCUCUGUACAUCUGGACCAGUCAGCUGGCACUUUGGGCGCUCCUGUAACGACACACUCACCAAAGUGCCCAAAAAUGUACACAUCCUAGGGGCAGACAACUCUCUGACGAUUCGGAACACAAGCAUGGCCAAUCAGGGGUGUUACUCAGCAAAAGAUGAGAAUGGCAGAGAUCUAGCCUUCUAUAUGUUACAUGUACAAACAGGUGAACUAGAAAAGGAAGAUUUAUGGACAAGAAAAUUUUAUGAAUGGUGUGAUGAGUUUGAAAGAUAUAAAAAUAGAAUAAAUGUUUGGCAACACACUUGUAGUGGUGAUCAUUCCAACACAAUACCCAACCUGCCCGGAGAGUGAAAGACGUAUCCUCUAGUUUAGGUUAUUCCUGCUAACGUGCAGAGACUGCGAGGAGUUUGACACAUCAUUCCCGUUGUAGCCACCACACGCCCCAAAUUACCUCAGCAAUCAAGAGAUGCAGAUGUGCUGUUUUAUUUAUUUAUUCCUGUCUAACAGAUUUUAAUAUUCACAGAACAGCACAAAGUGUCUCUUCACUGGACUAUUUCCUAAUGUGUGAUAGGACUGUUCUCUCGUGGGUAUGGAUGUACACUGGAGAAGAGCCAGUGUACAAAUUCUGUUCUCAGCAGUCAGUUGAUAAACUAUUUUUGGUCUCCAAAUCAUAUCUAUAAGAAGACAAGUUGCCAAAUGUUGUUCAUAAUCUUCGCAAGCCUGGUGUACAUUAUGUUUAUACAUGUGAUGAACAAAAAAAAGUUGGAUAGUCCCGCAACCUAACGCUAAACUUGCUCAGCCAUGUAAAAAUGUAAAAAAGUGAUAUGUGUAUUUUUUAGUUGAAAGUCCCGCAUUAUCGUGCCAAUAAAUGGACACAACAAUGAAAGUAAUGAAUGCAUUGUAGCGACAACGUCACAGCGUUGAACUCUGAACAGUCGGUUUGUAGCUGACCAGCAUAGUGUUCAUGGUUGCCUGUGUGUUUAUUUGAUGUGAAGCAAACAUUGUGAACAUGUGACGACGAGCUGUUCAAACCACCACUCUGUAAUGGCUGAAAAUGAUGGUGAUGAACAUGCUUUAAUGCUGUGGAGUUGUUAAUUGGCUUUUCGCUGUUGCAUGACCAAUGACGUCAGCCAUCAGUUUGGGGGUACUGUGAGAGUUUAUUGUCUUGUUAAAGGAUAUGUGCAUCAGAUGAAGACACCAUCCACCCUCUGUGAACAUCGGUGAGGCAUGUGGCUCAGAUCGUCAGUAAGAAAUGUGAGAACUUUAUGUACAAUGGCAUGAUUUUCCCACCCUUGUGAGGCUAUUGUUCAGUUUGGAGGACUUGUUAAACACCAGACAAGAGCAUGACCACAUCAUUUACAGAUAUGAUCAGUGGUAGCUCAAGCAUCGCUCAACUGCUGUGUGGUCGAGAUGAUUCAUACAGGUAUUUUAUGACCAAAAAAACUUGCUCGACUCUCCAAGGAAUUCUUUCCACCAGAUACAGCUGUCAUAGAUGUACAAGAAACUCGCACGGAGACUAUGACACAAGAUGUCUGUGAAUGUUUCAUGAUAUGAAAAAAGCCAGGUGUACAGCUUUUAUAGACGCUGGAAAAAAUGAUUCUGCACACUGAUUAAAAUGUGUCAAACAUAAAAUGCACAGCACUUGUAUGGGAAAAACUUCAAAGGAUGCAUUACCACACAAAUGAUGGCAGAACUGUUAUCUCCAUAACGUCAAGACGUGUAGAUUGUGUUUUCGUAUGCAAGCUACGUGUAUUCAGUGCAGCAUUGACACUCAUAAAAUACAUUGUAUUCCUCAUCUAACAACAGGAGGGGUGGGAGAUGAUAUCAUUGUCUCAUGUCAGUGUGCAGACAAAAUGGUGCUGACUAAAAUACUGAUAGCCAACAUGCUAUACGCACAUUGAUCCCGUAUGUGCUUGUAAGACAAGAAACAAAUGUUGCUGUAGAUUUUUUGCUGAUGUAUGUAAUAUAAAAUGUACAUUUUGACUGACUGAAAAUUUUUCCUCAUAUGGGGAAAAGUUCUCACACACCCAAAGCUUACUCAUGAUUUGAUUGUUUUAAGUGGGAGGAAGCUGUAGACAAUUGUGCAAUGUCUCAUGUCACUAGAAUUCAUUUAGACACAUCCCAUGUCAUCACACUGAUUAUUUUCAAAACCCUAACGAUAUGAAGGGUUGAAAGUCUUCAGUCUGGUAAGGCAACAGCAACUUUAUUAUGUGUUUUACUUGUUAGCUGACACUAAAAUAUCCCAAAAUGGAAUAAAAUGGAAAAUACACCUCAACUGAAGACUUUCUUGCUUUUCAAAGCGUUCCUAGCAUGUAAAUGAUGCUUUCAACAGGAAAGAUCACUUGAGACGGCCCAUUUUUCCAACAGAUCAUUUUUCAGUCUUGUUUUUGUUUUAUACCCACCAAUGACAUUGAUAAAAGAUUCAGCUUUAGUAUACCGCAGAGCUACAUUGGUGUGUCCAAGGAUCAAGCUAGGUGAUCACAGGUUCAGUCAUCAAACCAUUGGAAAUGAAGGUUAUGUGUUUGAAUCCAGCUCCAAAUGACUCAGUAUUGUGUGUUACCUGGCAGGUUGUCGUGGUUCCCACUGGGCUCUGUCUGGUUUCCAUACACCUGUAUGUGGUCUGGAGUACAAAUGAUGCCAGACAAGACCGAUGGAUUGGAUAGUAUAUAACACUAUGAACACUGCAGAUGUCUGUGAAUAAAAAUCUGCAAUUGGUGAACAUCUUCUCCAGGUUGAAGACUUUCAACUUAAAAUGUCUAUUCACUUGGUCAGGAACCUCCCUUAGCUGUCGUCUUGUGACUGUGUAUGUUUGUUGUGUCAAAUUACAUGUAUGUAUAGAACAGCUUAAUUUCUGUUUCUUUAGGUUAAUUUCUUGAGGAGAAAGUCACUGGUUACCUAGGGAAAACUUUCUUUUGUAUUCUGAGAGUUGUAUUAAAUAGAAAUGCCAAAGAGGUUUCAGUUACUAGCUUCAGUCCUGGAUGCCUUGCCAGGUACCUGGGACAAUCCUGGCUGUAUACUUUCUUGCUGUAUUAAAACCAUGUGAACUUCAUUACCCCAUAAAUCAAUAUUGAUUAAUAGGAGUACUGAAGCUAAAAACUAAGACCUAAAAACAAAGAAAAUGCUGUUUUCUGGAAAAUAAAUUUGGUUUAGUGGUCUGUUGUGAUAUAUCUGAAGUAAAUAUAUGACAAAUAAUGAAGUCAAGGCAUCAUCACGUAAAUGUAACAAAGGUUUCACAAGCUUUCCAUCCACAUGCCAGGAUCAUUUAUCACUUCACAAGCUUUCC
Molecule: messenger RNA, 5488 nt
Organism: Liolophura sinensis
Lineage: Eukaryota; Metazoa; Mollusca; Polyplacophora; Chitonida; Chitonidae
Product: semaphorin-2A-like
Exons: 18
Coding region: 946-2556 (536 amino acids)
Biological process (GO): neural crest cell migration; positive regulation of cell migration
Cellular component (GO): plasma membrane
Molecular function (GO): semaphorin receptor binding; chemorepellent activity
Source: RefSeq, a predicted model, not a curated record